AUCGUCUCGACUGCAGUCAUGGCGGUGUUGCGCUCGCUGUUGCCUCUCGUUUUCCUCUCGCUUGCGUUUGCCCUUCCUUCUCCUGAACAGCUUCCUCUUGGUGGUGACACGAGCUAUGCACACAUCGCUGGUGGUCUCUCGGGCGGGGCCAUCAGUGAGCUCAAGCACGUCGCACACGACACGGUUGAGAACGCGAAGACCGGCGUGCACAAAUGGCUUGAUGUCUUUGGCACGUCGCGCGUAGAGCAGAAUGGGAUUGUCUACGAGCUCGUGUCACACCCUGCAUUCGAGCAUUAUCAGUUGAGGGUCACAGAGCCGGACCUAUGCGACUCGACCGUGCAACAGUAUUCUGGGUAUCUGGAUAUCGCGGAAGACAAGCACCUAUUCUUCUGGUUCUUCGAGGCUCGCAUCAACCCAUCGGAGGCCCCUCUGCUUCUCUGGCUUAACGGGGGACCCGGUUGCUCUUCGUCCACUGGUCUUCUGUUUGAACUGGGCCCUUGCUCGGUUACCGAGGACGGCACGAACGUCACUUACAAUGAGUACUCGUGGAACACCCAUGCGAAUGUCAUCUUCCUCGACCAGCCAGUCGAUGUCGGUUUCUCAUAUGCUGACCAAGGCACUUCCGUCAACACUAGCCCCGUCGCAGGCAAGGACGUCUAUGCGUUCCUCGAGCUGUUCUUGGGGCGCUUCUCGAAAUAUGCGGACGCUCCGUUCCACAUUGCAGCUGAGAGCUACGGCGGGACGUACGCACCGAACAUUGCCUCUGUCAUCCAUGCAGAGAACAAGGUUCUUGCUCAUGCGCAGGCACAGUCGAACGCCGUCCCUGGCCUUCUUCACAUCAAUCUUGCAUCUGUAAUGCUUGGCAAUGGCCUGACGGAUCCGUACGUGCAAAUGGCGAGUGUACCCGAUUGGGCGUGCGAAGGUCCCUAUCCAGUCUACGAUGACUCCGAUGGCGUAGAGUGUCAGGCGCUGAGGUCGAAGGUCCCGACUUGUCAGAGACUGCUCAAGAGCUGCUAUGAGUUCAACUCGCGUCUGACGUGCGUACCGGCGCUACUGUAUUGCAAUAGCCAGAUCAUGGGCCCCCUCGUCCAACUCGGCUACAACCCUUAUGACGUUCGCCGGAAGUGUGAUCGUACCAAGGACGGUGAUCUCUGCUACCGACAGAUGUCGUGGAUCGACACGUGGAUGAACCAGCCGGCGGUCAAGAAAGCGCUCGGUGUUGAUCCGUCGCGCGAGUUCGAGAGCUGCAACAUGCAGGUCAACCAAGCAUUCGCCCUCCAGGGAGACGGUGCGCACAACAGCGCGAAGCUCCUUCCGGAGCUCAUCGAAGAUGGCGUCAGGUUGCUCGUCUACGCCGGCAACGCAGACAUGAUGUGCAAUUUCAUGGGCAAUGAGCGCUGGGUAGAGGCGUUGGAUACCAAGUUCCAUGACGAGUUCAGUGCGAAGAAGUCUGUGCCGUGGGUGACGACGGACACUGGCGCGAUUGCCGGUAUGGUGCGUAGUGCAGGCGGAGGGGGGUCCUCAGCCGGGAACGUCACCUUUGUCGCUGUACAUGAAGCAGGACAUAUGGUUCCUUACGACCAACCUGAGGCUGCUUUGGACCUGGUCACGAGAUGGCUGUUUGAUAUCCCGUUGUCAUUGAACGCAUCCGCAUCCGAAGUCUUCUUAGGUUGA
Molecule: messenger RNA, 1674 nt
Organism: Laetiporus sulphureus 93-53
Lineage: Eukaryota; Fungi; Basidiomycota; Agaricomycetes; Polyporales; Laetiporaceae
Product: carboxypeptidase C
Exons: 7
Coding region: 19-1674 (551 amino acids)
Biological process (GO): proteolysis
Cellular component (GO): fungal-type vacuole
Molecular function (GO): serine-type carboxypeptidase activity
Source: RefSeq, a predicted model, not a curated record